Messenger RNA from Sorex araneus (European shrew), 1444 nucleotides. RefSeq names its product N-acetyltransferase 9 (putative) (gene NAT9). The record is from RefSeq and is a predicted model, not a curated record. Bases 566 to 1078 code for a protein of 170 amino acids. Gene Ontology annotation, biological process: protein acetylation. The transcript is spliced from 6 exons. Lineage: Eukaryota; Metazoa; Chordata; Mammalia; Eulipotyphla; Soricidae. Gene Ontology annotation, molecular function: N-acetyltransferase activity.
GGGGCGCCGGGCUGGACGCCGGAGGUGCCUCGCUCUUUGCGUGGCGGGACGGGAGCCAGCGGGAGUGGGUGUGGAUCUGGCCUUGCGGGACAGUAGCCACCACCCCGGGACCUUAGCCCUUCUUACCUGAAUAAGGUCGCCUGGACGGUCGGCCUUGGGGGUGGGAGAGAGACGGGAGCUGACCGUGUCGGUGGUCAGUCGCCGGGAAGGGGGUGGAACGCGGGGCGGAGUCUCUCCCGAUGCCCCGGUGCUUGGGGCCGAGGGACCUUCCUGGAGGUGGGACGGAACCGAUCGGCUUGAGCGGCAGCCCAGGAGCCCCGUGAGCCGCGGGCCGGACUGUUGAGGACCUACAGCCAGCUCGGUUCACCUGCUUGCAAGAGCUUCCAAAUCCGAGCGCCCUGCCGAGUUUGGAGGAAAAGGAUGGAGGCGUCUCCAACUCCUUAGCUCUGGACUGUUUGUCCGGACAGUUAGCGACAAGCAGAGGAAUCAGCCCUCGGCUCCCGCACCUAGUGCGAAUACACUCGGGGUCCUGAAGUCUCCACCUGCCCCACCACCGACUGCUACCAUGAGGAUAAAUCAGAAUAUCCUGCUGCUGGGAAAGAAAGUGGUCCUGGUCCCCUACACCUCCGAGCAUGUACCCAGGUACCACGAGUGGAUGAAGUCGGAGGAGCUGCAGCGCCUGACGGCGUCGGAGCCGCUGAGCCUCGAGCAGGAGUACGCGAUGCAGCGCAGCUGGCGGGACGACGCGGACAAGUGCACGUUCAUUGUGCUGGAUGCAGAGAUGUGGCGGGCCCAGCCACGGCCCCCGGAAGAGAAGUGCAUGAUGGGAGACGUCAAUCUCUUCCUCACGGACCCGGGGGACCCAGCCUUGGGGGAGAUUGAGGUCAUGAUUGCAGAGGCCGGCUGCAGGGGGCGGGGCUGUGGCACCGAGGCCGUGCUCAUGAUGCUGUCCUACGGAGUGACCAGGCUCGGCCUGACCACGUUUGAAGCCAAAAUUGGGCAAGAAAACGAAGCCAGUAUCCGGCUCUUCCGAAGACUUCACUUCGAGUGGCCGAGAGCAGCGUGUUCCGGGAGGUGACGCUGCGGCUGCGGAUGAGCCCGCCGGAGCGACAGUGGCUGCAGGAGCGGACCUGCCACGUGCAGGAGCAGCCCUACCGCGAGGGGGCGCCAGAGCCCCGCUGACGGCUGCGGCGGCGGCUGCGGCUGCGGUUCAGGGCGGGCCACUGCAGGGGACCUCGAGGAUCCGCACCAGGCUGGGACUUGCUUGGGUGGGGGAACCCGUGGCAGGCCAGGCUCUGGCGGUGUGUGUGUGUGUGUGCCCUCCAGGGAAGUGGGGGUGUGUGUGCUUGCGCGAUGAAGGCCUGGGCCCACCCCCCCCCCCUUAGUCCAUGUACGCCCAGAGCACUGCUGGGGGCGCCGUGGGGAGUAAAGCACGUGCAUCUCC